AUGCACGUGUGGCCCUCUGCCAAGUCUCGUUGUUGGGAUCACAUCGUGGAAAAUCAUAAAAUGCGCAUACACCCGGGCCUUUACCGACGGGAUCUAAAAUCGCCUGCUCCAGCUGUUACCAAGUUCGCCAAAAAACCUCAACUGUACCACAACUACAUGUACAUGUACACACCCAAAUAUGGGAUGGGAGUGAUAGGGACACGUCAGCAGACAGUGGGAAAUCCGGCAUGA
This is a messenger RNA of Protopolystoma xenopodis, 231 nucleotides long. Lineage: Eukaryota; Metazoa; Platyhelminthes; Monogenea; Polystomatidea; Polystomatidae. The record is from the annotation of a GenBank genome assembly.